GCUCACUCAACUAUCCUCUUCAUUGGAUGUAAAGAAGCCAAGUGCGACUUAUCAUAAAACUAGAUUUGACUCUUUAUCGAGUAGAAGAUAUGCCAUCCUCCAUGGAACUGUUCAUUAAAUGGGCUGUAUGCACUUCCCUGGUUCUUAUCCAUAUCCCAGGGACUGACGGCUCAAUAGUGAAUUUCCACAAAACCUGCAUAUGUGCCAGUAACAUCGUGAGCUGCUCCAAAAUGAACUUAACUACUGUUCCGUCUGAGCUGCCCAAGUACACAGCAGUGCUCGACCUGAGCUAUAAUAACAUCACCAAACUACGUGCAGAGUGGACCACGUACGAGCUCUCCAAACUUCACAACCUCUUACUGAGCCACAAUGGCUUGCAUUUCAUCUCUACUGAAGCUUUCCUUUAUGUUAAGGACUUGCGCUACUUGGACCUGUCCUCUAACAGCAUCCGCCAACUGGAUGAGAACAUUUUUGAACAGCUAGAGAAUCUAGAGGUGCUUCUGCUCUACCACAAUCACAUCUCCCAGAUCGACCGCACUGCCUUUACAGGCCUCAGCAACCUGCAGAAGCUCUACCUGAGCCAGAACCAGGUAUCGCGCUUCCCUCUGGAGCUGGUUAAGGACAAGACACAACUGAAACAGCUGAGCUUAUUGGACUUGUCUUCCAAUCGGAUCAAAGUCCUCCCCAUUCAAGACCUGCAGGACCUCCCAUCCUGGCUCAAGAAUGGACUAUACUUCCACAAUAAUUCGCUCAUCUGUGAUUGUGAGCUGUACAGCUUGAUGACACACUGGUAUAUGCGACAACUAAACUCAGCUGUGGAUUUCAAAGAUGAUCACAUCUGCACACCACCAGGACUGAAGAAAAGCUUGCAUAUUUUUGAACUAAACAUGCAUAUGAACUGCAGCACAUAUAAUGAAUCAGUGCAAGAAGCCUUUUUGGAGCAGUCACUGGUCCUUAAGUGUGAUACACGGCAUCGAGACAUGUCCAAAGUAAUUUGGAUGUUACCUGGAAAUGUAGUAGUAGCACCUGGAAUGAACCAGACUGCUAAAGUUCUAGAAGAUGGCAGCUUGAAGAUCAGUCCAAUAAAACACGAGGACUCUGGUCAGUAUACCUGCUUUGCUGUAAGCGAAUACCUUAACGAAACCCUGUAUGUGUGGGUGAAGGUACAUAACUUCACUCUUAAUGGAAACAGCGAGACCCUCAAUACAGCAUACACAACUUUGGUGGGAUGCUUGGCCAGUGUGAUCCUGGUGCUCAUCUACCUGUACUUGACCCCUUGCCGGUGCUUCUGCUGUCCAGGACAAGGGAAGUCCAAUAACCAUCAUGAGGAUAGUAUUCAUUCAUCCAUGCUCAGCGCCACCCCAACUCAUGAGGAUCUGGCGACUAAAGCAGAGCCCGAUAGGCAUGUUGCCUUCAUAGAUCCCAAGGACCUGCAGGGCCAGAAUGGGAAAGUGAAUCGCAGUGGGGAGGAGGAGCUGGAGGAUGAGGCUAAGCAUGGGAAAGGAAAGAGAAAGAAAUCAGUGGCAGACUCAAUUAGCUCAGUCUUCUCUGACACACCCAUUGUGGUCUGAAUGGAUCCUGU
Neoarius graeffei (lesser salmon catfish) is the source of this 1582-nucleotide messenger RNA. RefSeq names its product adhesion molecule with Ig-like domain 1 (gene amigo1). Bases 90 to 1571 code for a protein of 493 amino acids. Lineage: Eukaryota; Metazoa; Chordata; Actinopteri; Siluriformes; Ariidae. Gene Ontology annotation, biological process: brain development. The record is from RefSeq and is a predicted model, not a curated record. Gene Ontology annotation, molecular function: protein binding. The transcript has a single exon.